UAUUCAUAGCCUAUUCAUUAAUAGCGAUAUUUGUUUCAUUUUGAACGAAACAGCUCUCCAAUUUUUCUUGCCCUUUUCACGCAGUAACAACCUGAGCAGAUGUCUUAAGAUAAAGCUGCCACUCGAGGUCGCUGUGAGUGAGCGCUUUCCGACGCGAAAUGAUGACGUAGAUCUCGCGCGACCUGUUUUUCGUAAAUAGAGCGAAACUGCUUUGCCGCCCCGUCACAGCGCGUUUAAAAUGGUCGUGUGUAACUUUUUCCUCCAGGGCCGCUGUCGGUACGGAGACAAAUGUUGGAAUGAGCACCCGAGAGGCGGAAGCAGAGGAGGGGGAGGUUAUAAUGACAGCUACAGCCGCUCCGGUGGUCCGCCACAGCCCAGAGGUGGAGGAGGUUAUGGAAACAGAGUUUGGGUGAAUCCCUCCCAGCAAAGAGGAGGAUAUAUUCAGCCGUCAUCCUUCUCCUCACAGGGAAGCAGUGACUGGGGUUCGGGACGUGGUGGUGGAGGAGGUGGGGGCGGCGGCGGCGGCGGGAGAAGAGAAAACCUGAAGAGCUCUGAUUUCAGCUUCUCAUCUUCGAAUCGAUUUUCUGCUCUCGAUGCUUCCAAUGCCUUUGACAAGGGAGGAAGAGGAGCAGCGGCAGGUUUUGGAACUGCCGGGGACGAAGAUGACGACAAGAAACUUGAAGUCAUUCAGGCGGACGUGGAUGCCUGGGAGAGUUCAGGACAGUGGGGCUUCUCGUGCUACUCUACCUUUAAGACGCCCAUAUCAGGUUUCACUGAUCUGUCUCCAGAAGAGCUCAGGCUGGAGUACUACUCCAGCAGAGCAUCAGGGGAUCUGCAGGGCUACCUAAAUGGAGUAAACCAGCUGCUCAGUCAGUGGAAAAGCAGAGUCCAGGAGCUGAAGAUUAUGAAUCCGUCCACACGUAUGGCACUGCUCGCCGAGUUAAAAGGAACAGCUCCGCAGUCGUCUUCGAGUGGCUUUGGUUCGGCAACGACGACAGGAUUUGGAUCCUCCACAUCCGGCUUUGGCAACAAAGGCUUCGGUGCACCAGCCCAGUCCUCCACCUUCGGUUUCCCAGCCCUGAGUUCUGGAUUCGGCUCUUCUUCUACAUCUUCACCUUCAACUGGGUUUGGUAGCCUUAUAACGGCUCCAACACAAUCUCCGUCUGGGUUCGGCUCUUCCGCCGCGCCUUCCGCUUCGUCCUUCUCAUUCGCCACCCCGAGCGCAGACAAGCCGCCGCCGCCAACGGCCUCUUCGGGCUUCGGAUCGGCCUCGGGGUUCACCUUCUCCUCCACGACAGCAACCGCCGGAGGAGGGUUUGGGAGCGCCUUCGGGACAGCGGCAGCUUCACCUGGAGCCGGACCGGUGGGAGAGGCCGCAGACGGUCUGUUCUCACCCGAGAGCAAACUCACCCAGGAAGAACUGAAUCAGUUUAAAGCCAAAAGGUUCACUUUGGGACAGAUUCCACUAAAACCACCACCUGCGAACAUGCUAGUGGUCUGACACUGUGGGAGAAGCUAGUGCUUUCCCUUUGGGUCGUGUAUUGAUUCAGUCCAGCCAACGAAGAAUUUUUCACUAAUAUUUAGGUGCACAGCAAACAAUAUGCACAGAUUUCUACUUGGGACUCACUGUGAAUGACAUCUUUUGCACCAUAAAACGCUGACUUUAGAUUUUUAAAUUUGGCUGAUUUUAUUCUUUAAAAUUUUUUUGUAGAACAUUCUGUUUGUUAUGGCGAGUAUUUAUCUGUAAAUGAUGAAGAGUAGCAACUACAACAAAUCAUUGACGACCAAUUGCACUUCUACAUAGGUCCCAAUAAGCUGCACUUACUGCUGUUAGUCGUAAGAGGGUGCCAUGAUAAAAGUUGGAGUGUUUCUCACUUUCUCUGCCUUUGUGUCUCUGGUGACCAACUGGUUUAAUAUGAGCAGUCGCUUUCAGAUUGUAAUUUUUGCCCAACAUUAAAACAAUAAAUGAAAAUCAGUGAGUGCAAAGCUA
Poecilia latipinna (sailfin molly) is the source of this 1990-nucleotide messenger RNA. It is a transcript of the gene nup42, whose product is annotated as nucleoporin 42. The transcript has 7 exons. Gene Ontology annotation, molecular function: metal ion binding. The coding region runs from base 239 to 1501 and encodes 420 amino acids. The record is from RefSeq and is a predicted model, not a curated record. NCBI's taxonomy places the organism in Eukaryota, Metazoa, Chordata, Actinopteri, Cyprinodontiformes, Poeciliidae.